This is a messenger RNA of Aphis gossypii (cotton aphid), 1167 nucleotides long. Its product is annotated as troponin C-like. Gene Ontology annotation, molecular function: enzyme regulator activity; calcium ion binding. The record is from RefSeq and is a predicted model, not a curated record. Bases 196 to 699 code for a protein of 167 amino acids. The transcript is spliced from 6 exons. NCBI's taxonomy places the organism in Eukaryota, Metazoa, Arthropoda, Insecta, Hemiptera, Aphididae.
CGUCAUGUCAUUUAAACGUAUUGAAAGGUAAAUUAGUACUAUAAAUAAAUCGUCUUAGAUUAUACGCUUGGACGUUCGCACGGCAUUGUUACUUCAAAUCUUUCAUCGGACACAGAUUCAGACGAUAUCCGACGCGUCGUUCGACGUAGUUUUUUAUUUUCUUAUACGACAGCGGUACAAAUAUUAACAUUAAAAAUGUCGUGGAUGGACCCACCCCCUCCAUCAGUUGAGAUGUCGGAAGGCAUAACGUUGAGUAAAGAUCAAUUGAAAGUUUUAAGAAAGGCUUUCGACACAUUUGACACGGAGAAAAACGGAAAAAUUACGUGUGCCAACAUCAACAUUAUCUUGGAUAUGUUGGGCCAUGCUACCGACACGGUAACCGUCAGGAACAUCGUAGCCGAAAUUGACCAUCAAGGGACUGGUACAUUAUCCUUUGAUGACUUCUGUACGCUGGCAGCCAAAUUUAUGACCGAGGAGGAAGAAGACUCCGAAGCAAUCAAAACAGAACUCAGAGAAGCUUUUAGGUUAUACGACAAAGAAGGAAAUGGAUAUAUAACAACUGAAGUACUGAGAGAAAUAUUGUCUGAACUCGACAACAACAUGUCCGACGAAGAACUGGAUCAGAUGAUCGAUGAAAUCGACGCAGACGGAUCCGGUACCGUAGACUUUGACGAAUUCAUGGAGGUAAUGACUGGUUAAUGCGAAAAUGUCAUAAGAAUUAUUAAUAUUAUACAAUCAAACAAAUACAGCACUUUUGAAAAAGCAACAUUUUUUUUUUUUUUUACUUACAAUUUUCAAUUCGUGUGAACUUAAUGCGUUGAAUGCGGGAGCUCCAACUGAUUUAAUGCAUUAAUUUAGAGUAAUAAUGUAAACACCCAUUAUCAUUAAAAUAUUGUAUUCUAUCAAACUAAUUACUUAUGUUGAUCCCAAUAAACGGUAUGUUUUCAAUCGUCAUAUUGCAACACACAUAUUUAUUUCGAGUAGGUACAUUAUAAUAUAUAUAUAUAUAAUAAUAUGCAGAAAAAACCGCUUAUUAGGAACACUUUUGGUCCAAUAUGAAAUGUGUCAAUCGACCGAUUGUUUCUAAUAAUAGCGAUUGGUUUUAUUUACUAUGAAAAAAAAAAUAUGUAUAAUUAAUAAAAAUAUAUCUACUAUAAAAGGAAAAAA